AUGGAUCGCCGUAUCUACGGUGGCUCCACCGUCACCAAUCUCAUUCUCCUCCUCUUCCUCCUCUCCUCCACAUCUGCAUUAUCCAAGAACCUAAAUCCCUCCCCCGGGUCGGGUCAGAUCAACUCCAACUCCGUCCUCGUAGCUCUCCUCGACUCACGUUACACAGAACUCUCCGAGCUAGUCGAGAAGGCUCUCCUCCUUCAGACACUCGAAGAAGCCGUUGGUCGCCACAACAUCACCAUCUUCGCCCCUCGCAACGAAGCUCUAGAGCGUGACCUUGACCCAGAGUUCAAACGUUUCUUGCUCGAGCCAGGUAACCUCAAAUCUCUCCAAACACUCCUCAUGUUCCACAUUAUCCCCACCCGGGUCGGGUCGGAUCAAUGGCCCAUCGAGGAACCGGGUCGGGUCAAGCACGAGACGCUAGCGAACGAUCACCUCCAUUUGAUUAACGGAGACGGCAGAAAGAUGGUCGACUCCGCCGAGAUAACCCGACCCGACGACUUGACCCGACCCGACGGGUUGAUCCACGGGAUCGAACGGCUUCUCAUCCCACGCUCAGUCCAAGAAGAUUUCAACCGCCGCCGUAGUCUCCGAUCAAUCUCCGCCGUCUUACCCGAAGGAGCUCCGGAGGUCGACCCGAGAACAAACCGUCUCAAGAAAAAACCCGCUCCGGUACCCGCCGGAGCCCCGCCGUCUCUCCCGAUCAAAUCCGCCAUGGCUCCAGGUCCGUCGCUAGCUCCGGCGCCGGCGCCGGGACCGGGAGGCAAGCACCACCACUUCGACGGCGAGGCUCAGGUCAAGGACUUCAUCCAGACGCUGCUGCAUUACGGCGGUUACAACGAGAUGGCGGACAUUCUCGUGAACCUGACGUCGCUCGCGACGGAGAUGGGUCGGUUGGUGUCGGAAGGUUAUGUUUUGACGGUUCUUGCCCCCAACGACGAGGCGAUGGCGAAGUUGACGACUGAUCAGCUGAGUGAGCCUGGAGCGCCGGAGCAGAUAGUGUAUUACCAUAUUAUCCCUGAGUAUCAGACGGAGGAGAGUAUGUAUAACUCUGUGAGGAGGUUUGGGAAGGUGAGGUUUGAAACGCUGCGUUUUCCUCAUAAGGUUGCGGCUAAGGAAGCUGAUGGUUCGGUUAAGUUUGGGGACGGUGAGAGGUCGGCGUAUUUGUUUGAUCCGGAUAUUUAUACGGACGGUCGGAUCUCGGUUCAGGGGAUUGAUGGUGUUUUGUUCCCUCAAGAGGAGGAGGUUGUUGAAUCGGUUAAGAAACCGGUUAAGAAAGUUGUUCAACCGAGAAGAGGGAAACUGUUGGAAGUAGCUUGUAGAAUGCUUGGUGCUAUUGGCAAAGACACUUCUUAUUUCACCAAAUGCCGGUAG
Eruca vesicaria subsp. sativa (arugula) is the source of this 1374-nucleotide messenger RNA. The record is from the annotation of a GenBank genome assembly. Lineage: Eukaryota; Viridiplantae; Streptophyta; Magnoliopsida; Brassicales; Brassicaceae.